AUGAUCAGCCACGGGUACAUCCGGCGCAUGGUCCAAGCAUUUGAAGACGCUUCAUUCGCACAAGCAUUCGGCAGCCCGGUCCAUGCCCUGGAAAAUUGGUUCUCGGAGCUCGACGUCGACUGGGUUCUCCAAAUCCACGACGAGCAAGGAUUUCGGCGGCUGCUUCGAGACAAGUCGGCGAUGACGCAAGAAUUGGUCAAGAAGUGGAUCCGGGCUCUUAUCGUAAUUGUCGCCAGUAUCACUGAGUCUGUAUUCCCCUUCCCCACGACGGCAGCGGACGCACGGUUUGUCAAAGCGAGCAUCACCGAGAUGCUUGAUGUCGUGGAUGUUAUCAUCACCGCUCUCGAAGCGGAGAAGAAGCUACAGGUCGUGCUUGACAUGUUUACCGGUGUCUGUGGUGCGUCACACAUACUUACGCCGGUCGACAUCUCUUCAUCAGAAGGCCAAAGCAUUUUCAACGUGAUAGGCAACAUGUUAGAGAGACAAGCAAACAGGCUAAGCGAGAUGAUAGCAAGCACGAUGGAGGAAGUGAGGACACUCGUGGAGGAAGAUGAUGACUCAUGGGCUAUGGAGAUCUCGCGAGGAGGAGGCGAAAUUCACAACAUCACUCAGUUCAUCAUGAAUUGCAUAGUAUCCAUGAUGAAUGCACACACUUCAACGCAAAACACUGCACCGAGCCACCACACUGAAAACCUUGGUGGCUUGAUCAAUGGCACAAUCAAUUAUCUCAAGGGUCUGCUCUUCACAAAAUCCGAGUCAUGCUCGGAUCAAAGCCUCAGGUACUUGUUCCUGCUCAACAAUACCUAUUUCGUAGCUCAUGUGGUGUCUGAGUCAUCAGAUAGUUAUCUCGAUGUUUCUUGGGGACAUGUGCUCUCCUGCAUACCAAAAUCGAGAUUUCCUGGACCGAUCCAUUGUUGGAUCAACACCUCUUCACUGGCCAAAUUCGAGUCGUCAUUUCACAAAACGUACCAGACUCAGAAGUUGUGGAAGGUUCCAGACCCUCAGCUCAGAGAUGAGCUGAGGACAGUUAUCACCCAAAGAGUCGUUUCAGGGUACCACAGCUACCUAGAGGAGCAUCCAGAGCUGGAGAAACAUGUUGGCCGCGAAAGCAGCAGUCCUGAAGUUUUGCAGGAGAUGUUGGGAGAGCUAUUUGAAGGCUGA
Molecule: messenger RNA, 1161 nt
Organism: Triticum turgidum subsp. durum (durum wheat)
Lineage: Eukaryota; Viridiplantae; Streptophyta; Magnoliopsida; Poales; Poaceae
Source: the annotation of a GenBank genome assembly